AUUAGCUUAAAAUUCAUAAGAUAGAAUUUGAAACCUUAUGAGUUAGGAGGAUACCCAUCUCUAUUGGAAAAUUGAUAUUUCACUUUUUGUCAAUCCUGUCAUUCAUUAAGUAGCGAGUUCUAGGUUCUUGGUGAUUGAAGGAUAUGCAUGUAAAUUAAAUUUUUGUAUUUGAAAAAACUGAGCUUUAAAAAUUUUGAUAUGGAUGCUGCAGAGCAGAAGAAACAGCUCGUUUUGAGCAUUAUAAAGUUCUUGCAAGAUGAGCUUGAUAAGAGCGACUUAACUGAAGAGAAAAAAGAAUCUGUGGAAGUAGCAAUUCAAUGUUUAGAAACUGCUUAUGAUACAAGUAGUAUGCAGGAAGAGAAUGUUAUUAAUUUACUUUCCCUCAUUCCUUCCACGUCUGCAAAGAAGGUAACCGAUCAACAAAAACUGGAAGCAGAAAGAUGCAAAAACGAAGGAAAUGCUGCGAUAAAAAAUGAUCAGUAUACGGAGGCGCUCUUUUUUUACACUAAGGCGAUUGAUCUUAAUCCAUACAAUGCGGUUUAUUACUGUAAUAGAGCUGCAGUUUAUAGUAAACUAGAUAAGCAUUUGGAAGCCCUUAAAGAUAGUAAAGAGGCAAUAAAAUUAGAUCCUACUUAUGGAAAGGCCUAUAGUCGUUUAGGAGUUGCUUAUUCUAAUCUCAAUAUGUUUGAGGAAGCUAGAACAGCUUAUAAGACUGCAUUGAAGCAUGACCCAAAUAAUUCUAUGUAUGAAAAUAAUUUGAAAUUAGCUGAAGAAAGGUUGGCACAGAGUCAGGGUGGUGGUGGUGGAGGAGGAGGUGGUGGUUUAAGUGGACCAGCAGGACCCUUAUCACCUGAUAUGGCACAAUUUUUCAAUAGUAAUCCAACAAUUGUUGGAAUGGCUAGGCAGUUGUUGAGUGAUCCUAGCUUUAGAAAUACGAUAUUUGAAUUCUUGAAUACCAAUGAAAUGGACAAUUAUAACAUGGACAUGUUAUUUCAAGCAGGGAGUGCAUUAGCAAGUAGAAUGAAUGAUGUGGAAGGUCUCAGAAGAUCAAUGAAUCCAGAUGCUCCACAAGAUAAUUCCAAUUCUUCGGGUGAACCUAAGAAGCCCGAAGAUCCACAACCUUAAAGGGUUUUAUGUUUCUAAUGUUUAUGGUGUUUUUUUUUUUCAGACUGUUGUGAGAGAUUAUUAAUCUACCAAUAGAUACUUUUGAAACCUUCUUAGAUUAAAUGUUAUCAAAUAUUA
Messenger RNA from Harmonia axyridis, 1242 nucleotides. Its product is annotated as small glutamine-rich tetratricopeptide repeat-containing protein alpha-like. Gene Ontology annotation, cellular component: TRC complex; membrane. Gene Ontology annotation, molecular function: molecular adaptor activity; protein binding. The transcript has 6 exons. The coding region runs from base 199 to 1125 and encodes 308 amino acids. Gene Ontology annotation, biological process: post-translational protein targeting to endoplasmic reticulum membrane. The record is from RefSeq and is a predicted model, not a curated record. NCBI's taxonomy places the organism in Eukaryota, Metazoa, Arthropoda, Insecta, Coleoptera, Coccinellidae.